This is a messenger RNA of Pedinophyceae sp. YPF-701, 948 nucleotides long. Lineage: Eukaryota; Viridiplantae; Chlorophyta; Pedinophyceae. The record is from the annotation of a GenBank genome assembly.
AUGUGCCGCCCCCCGCACGCCGCCAUCGCGGCCUACCAGAAGAAGAAGAGCAUGGUGCAGGCCAUGUUCCAGCAGGGCGCCCCCACGGAGCAGCCGCCCGCCCCCCCGUCCUUCCCUCCUCAGGAGGUCACUCCGCCGUCGUCCCUGAACGUCAACCCCUCCCAGGACACGACGCCCCGCAUCCAGGUGCCGCAGGCCACCCUGCCCCCCGAGCCCCUGGUCCUGCCGGCCGCGGACGAGCCCCUCGACGCAGAGGCCAAGCCGUCGGUCAAGGCCGCCCCGUGCGACGAGAAGUCGAUGCUGAUGAAGUACAAGCGCCGCCACCGGUCGGAGGAGAUGCUGCUGGAGGAGAUUGAGGACCCCGCCGAGCGGCGCCGGCAGAAGCGCCUGAUGAAGAACCGGCUCACGGCGGCCAUCAGCCGCGAGCGCAAGAAGCACCAGGUGUCGCAGCUCCAGGCGCAGGUGCAGACCGCGCAGGAGGAGGCCGCGGGGCUGCGCCGCGCCGUCGUCGAGCGCGACAUGGAGAUCUCCGAGCUCCGGCAGGAGGUGGCGGGGCUGCGGCGCGUCGUCGCGCAGAUCCAGAACGCGUUCGCGAGCGCCCCGGCGCCCGGCGACGCGAUGGGCAGCUGGGCGGGGCCCGACGCCCGCUGCAACAACACCAUGCAGGGCGUCUCGCAGCCCCUCGGCGCGCCGUACCCGACGCCGUGCGGGUCCGCGGGGCAGUCCGUGGGCUCGGACACCGCGCGGCUGGACCCGGGCCACCUGUGCGCCCAGCAGCACCAGCAGCCGCCGCCGCCGCCGCUGCCGCAGGAGUUUGUUGCCCCCGUCGAGGAGCCCCCCGCGCUGCCCGUCGCCGCGCUGCCGACGGACCUCCCGACGGACUUCUCCGAGGAGGUCAUGGCCGACCUGUCGCGGGACUUCCACUGCUGGCAGGAGCUGGUGCUGUGA